Molecule: messenger RNA, 2848 nt
Organism: Ochlerotatus camptorhynchus
Lineage: Eukaryota; Metazoa; Arthropoda; Insecta; Diptera; Culicidae
Gene: pink
Product: WD40 repeat domain-containing protein pink
Exons: 4
Coding region: 322-2841 (839 amino acids)
Biological process (GO): developmental pigmentation
Cellular component (GO): cytoplasm
Molecular function (GO): protein binding
Source: RefSeq, a predicted model, not a curated record
AGUUUUCCUGGAAAAAAUCGCACUAGUGCAGUUUUUUUUCACAUCAAAUUUAUUUUGUUUUAUUAGCCCGUUUCUUAUCAAAGUUCUUACUCCCGUUCAGUGUUUUAUUGCGUUCUAGCCGUAUACGCAGUCUUGAGAGGUUUGAUUCUGUACCGCGCACUUCGAUAGUCAUGUAAUUUUCCCACCUACCAUUUGCUGGACUGCCAAGCUGAGCUGCUGCUGCUUCAUUAUCAGAAAAGUAGUGUUGUACAACAUAGGUAUACCUAAUCAUCCACUUGACGCAAAGCAGGAAGAGAGGCGUGCGCUGCCGUUGCUACUACAAUGAUAAUGGAUGCACUCAGGCAUUACGGGCUGAGUCAGCGUACGGAACUUUCGCCAGCGAUAAAUUUGCCCCUACGGAACACCAGGAGGAUUAAGUUCACCUGCUUUGAUGUAUCGGAAAAGUAUCUCAUCUUCGGUGCCAACUCCGGAAGCUUGUAUGUAUACGACCGGGCGAGUGUGAACUUUCUGAGUAUCAUUCCCAGCCAGCUCGGUACGAUUAGUCAGGUGUUGAUUUCGAGCAAUGGCAAGCAAAUUGCGGUGGCAAACAUGCGCGGGGCGAUCGGUGUAGUGCUGGAUCUAGAUAGUUCGGCCUCGAAGGAAGUGCUACUGACGGAGUUGAACGAUGGAACUGCCGGUGGUGGUGGAGCCAGUCGGCCUGGGGCCUUCGUUACCAGCUUCUGCUGGGGAGAGGACGAUAAGGAUCUGUACUGUGGUGAUUCGAGGGGAACGGUAUCGCUACUGCAGUUGUCCAUGUUUAUGGGAAGAAAUAUUCUCAAUAUUACACUGAGUCCAGUGCUGCUUUUGGAGAAUCAAAUUGUACAGAUUGAUCGCUACAAGGAACUGCUGCUAGUUUCAACUUUUUCGAAAUGUGUACUAUGUAAUACCACGCGAGAAGAGUUCAAGCAGAUUGGUAACCGACCUCGUGAUGGUUUGUACGGUGCAGCAUUCAUAGUUCCAAAUGACGAAUAUUUCGAUUCGCCAGUCGAUGAAGGAACGGAGGAAGUUCAAACGGAAGGCGAUGAUGACAAUGACAACGAACAACGACCAUCACCUUCGGCGAAGAGUACUCCUCAGGAAGAUGUGCGAAUAUUCUGCUCCCGACCGGGUUCACGUUUGUGGGAAGCAGAUCUCGAUGGAAAUGUAUUGCGAACGCAUCAAUUCAAGCAGAAAUCUGCCGAUCGCGAUGAUGCGGAUGGUCGCAAUGAGAUUAUUGCUUUCAAGAUUCUGCAGACGGUUUUGGGUCGGUUGAUUUUGGUGCACGAUGAUCGGGAGAUAUUCCUCAUAGAUCCAAUAGUUUCCCGGAUAGUGCUGUGUAUUAACAACGUAGGGGAUAUUUGUCGGGUGUGUGUUGUGAGGGAAGAGAUUUACGUGUUCGGUAGCGAUCAAAAGUUAUUGAAGAUUAAACUGGAAAUUGAACGGAAGGAGCGAACGAAGACGAACCUUACAAAGAAGGUCAAUGGCAAAAGGAGUUCUCCGUUGAAAGAAAAUGGAGUGUACAUUUUAGAUCACCUGUUCAACAAUAAUGGCCCGAAGGAGCAAACGGAAAGUACGAUAAAAGAGGCUUUGGCAUCGGUGGUUCGUGGCAAAUAUGGGAGAAAUAUCAAGCAAAUGUUCCUCGGGUAUGACCAGAUCGGUCCGGAAAGGCCCAAGACGCUGAACAUAAGCAAAGUCUACAACAGUGAGGAGAACUAUAACAAUAUUGCACGAGUAUUACCCACCGAUGAUGCUAGUCCUGCCGAAGAGGACUGCAACGAAGAUGUUGUCCCGAAGAGGAACCCACCAAAGAAAAUGUUUUCGAUGUCGCUUCUCAGUGACUAUCAGCUCAGUGAGGACGAUAAAACCGUUCGUAAUUUGUACUUAGUCUACCGUUCAUCUAUCAUUAGUAAUCUAAGCUUCGCUGAUCGCUAUGCCAAGAUAUUCGAUACUUACGAUACGCAUACCAUUGUUAGCUUACUGCACAAACUGGAAACCGUCAUGGACGAGAACAAUGAGGAACACCCGAGGCUCAAAUGUAUGCGAAUAUAUUUUGAUUAUCUAAAAGUAGAGUUGAUUUGGGAAAUCGACGCCGAAUCACGAGUUUUUAUCAAACAAAGCUUCAUAGAGUAUAACAAGAUGCUUCUGCACGAGGAACUAAGCGACCUGGAAAAGUGUGAAUCAUGCGGACACUAUCUGAGGACCAAUUCCAACUGCCACUACCCGGAGAUCGGGAUCACACUUAUACAGUACUAUUGGUCCCGAAAGGACUACGCCCAGUGUUUCGAGCUUGUACAGCAAAUCCCCUACCUAUGGCACACGAUAACCAAGUUCUACAUCCAAGAUCACCGAGAUGAUAAAGUAAUUCAAUGUAUAUGGAACCUGGGAGACCAUAGCUUGCUGGAACGUGCCGCCGGCGAAAUGUUCUCCCUGGAUCUUUGGCGUCAGCUGUUAGAUCUAAUGCUGACGUGUUACAAUAGCAAUAGUUUAAUGUGCUUGAACUGUGAUAAACUUUGCACGCUUACAGAAACUAGCCGUAAUCCGAUGUGGGAGCAGCAACCACAGGCUCAUUCGCCGACAGAAAGCCGCAACGACAAUAACCAUUGUAGUAAUCGUAACAACAACUGCACGACUAGAAAUAAUCACAGUAGUAGUAAAGUUAGCCAAUUCUACAGCUGGAACUAUAUUUUAAAUACGGCUAUCGACAACGGUAGUGUCGAUGGGAACGCACUGCUAAAACUCCUACGAGGCUAUGACGAGUACAUUCCAAAGGGUGCAAUCAGCACAAGCUUCUAUCUGAAAUGCCUGCUGAAUGUAUCGGACUAAAUUUCAU